ACAGAAUCUGGCAAACAGAUUGUGAUCACACAAAUGGAAAUGAUGUGGAUAGGGUUUAGGGGAAUGGUGGAGAAUGCAUCCACGACGCUUACCUUCUUCCAUUCCCUCGCCACUCUUUGUUUCAUACUUCCCAAACAUGGGACACUACACUAUACUUCACCCAGGAUCUUGUCUGAGUACAAUGCCAACUAUAUUGGGCCCUGUUGGGCUUUGGCCAAAGCCCAUUAGAGCUAUAUUCCAAGUGACAAAUAUUUGAAAUAAUCAUCUUCAUCAGUAACAGCUGUUUAUUUAUUUAUUUAAUUAAUGAACUAAUUAGGGUAUAAUAAUUUAAAAUUUGAAAUCAUGUGAGGACACUAGAAUCCAGGUUGGUCAAUAGAUACUGCUGCUGCUGCAGAGAUGCAGCUAAAGUGCGAGCGGACGCUCCUCCGCAUUAAAUAGCGGGCGGGAAUGAAAGCAGCCUUAAUUUCAAAAACAUAACAUAAUAAAUCAAUAGAUGUUUAAAAUAUUCAAAUAAAUAGAGUCCUCUCUGUCUCUCUCUUUCUGAUUCAUUCAUACAUUGAUUCAAGAAGCGUCACGUGCUCCGGCCCUAAUUGAUUGAUUUUGGGGCUAAUAGUCAUCGGCAGCCAUUGUUUUUGUAGCUCACAACUGUAUGCUGCUGCUGCAGGUAGGUGUUCAUUCUGUCUGGGAGGGAUCGUUUCCAACAUCCUCACAUCUCUACUGCCAGGCUUCAUUUUUUUAUUUGCAAAUCUGAAGACGCAGACAAAACUACGAUUCCAGUUUGAGGAAUAAUAUGGAAAAGAAGAAGUGGCCAUGGAAGAGAAGAUCUUCAGAGAGGAGCCCUGGUGACAGUGAAAGCCCCGUAUCAGGCUCAUCGUCUUCCCAGUCAGAGAGAUACUCUGAUGAACAGGGCUCAUCAUCGAAAGAAUCUUCAAAAGACGAUUGUGCAUCGCCAGACAUCAUCACCAAAGCUGCCGAUGAUGAACUUCAAGAAACUAUCAAGAAUCUGACCGAGAAGCUAUCUGCUGCUCUUGUGAAUGUCAGCGCUAAAGAAGACUUGGUUAAGCAACAUGCCAAAGUGGCCGAAGAAGCUGUAGCUGGCUGGGAACAGGCGGAGAAUGAAGUGGUGGUGUUAAAGCAGCAACUCGAGGCUGCAGAGGUGCAGAAUUCAAGCAUGGAAGUUCGAAUCACUCAUCUUGACGGCGCCCUUAAGGAAUGUGUUAGGCAGCUGAGACAGGCGAGAGACGAGCAGGCAAAACUGAUAUCUGAUGCUGUAGAGGAGAGAGGCCGGGAAUGGGAAUUGACAAAGGCUAAACUGGAGGAGCGAAUUCUAGAGCUCCAGGCUGAGGCAGAAGCUGCCAGAAUCGAAAACGCAGCAUGUAUUGAUCCUAAGUUUCUCCUCAUCGUCGAGACAUUGGAGAAAGAGAACUCGUUGCUCAAGCAAGAGGUGAUGUCCAAGUGCAAAGAGAUCGAAGCAAUAAGAAUCGAGAGGGAUUUAAGCACACAGACAGCAGAAGCCGCGAGCAAGAUGCAGUUGGAGAGCGUAAAGAAGAUUGCUAAGCUUGAGGCUGAGUGCAGACGCCUCCAAUCUGCGGCUCGGAAAUUGGCUCCAGUCAGCAAUUCAAAAACCUGUUUUUACGCGGAGUCGCUGACGGAUAGUCAUUCAGACAGCGGGGAGAGGUCGCAGGCGCUAGAUAACGAUCAAAGCUGCUCGGACUCGUGGGCCUCUGCGCUGAUCACCGAGCUCGAUCAGUUCAAAAGCAAGCCUCUGCAGAAAGCUAUUACAACCUGCUCCUUCGAAAUUGAUAUGAUGGAUGAUUUUCUGGAAAUGGAACGCCUGGCUGCGAUGCCGGACACCAAGAACAAUACUCCAUUUACAGCUUCAGAAUCGGUUUCCGGGGAGUCAUCAAGUUGCACAGACAAUCAUCCGCUGCGAGGCGAGCUAGACUCAACAACUCAACGGCUCACUGAAUUGGAGAAGAAGUUAGAGAAAAUGGAAGUCGAAAAGGCUGAGCUCGAGAGAACGCUGGAUGAAAAGCAAACCUCUCUUGAAGCUGCACAGCAUCGAAUGGCUGAACUUGAGACGAAGUUGGAAGACAUGCAGAAGGAUUUGAAUGCAGCAACUGAGGCUAAGGAGUUGCUCGAAGCGCAACUCAUUGGUGCGGAAGCGGAGACAAGAACGAUGUCUGCAAACAUCUGUUCAUUGAAGAAGGAUAUUGAAAAGGAGCGAUGUUUAUCAUCUGAACUGACUGUCAGAUGCCGCGAACUGGAGAAUGAUCUAUCAAGAACAGUUCAGGAAUGCAACACUAAUUCAGAUGAUGGAGCAAAAUUAAAAGAGGAGGGUCUAGCAGUUGCUGCAGAUAAGCUUGCAGAAUGCCAGAGAACGAUUGCGUCGCUGGGAAAGCAGCUGAAAUCUCUCGCGACGUUGGAAGAUUUCCUGAUAGACACUUCAAACAUUCCGGGCUUCUCCAAAUUACCUAGCAGUGGCACUAUUAAUGACACGGAACCAUCAAGAGAAACAUCAAGGGACACCAUAUGUGUUCCCGAUGAAAAUGGGAGGGCCGAGGAAUCUGCUGCUAAGAACAGGAAUGGAUUCGGGAAAUUUUUUCUCACAUAGUAAGGCUGUCUUAG
Andrographis paniculata is the source of this 2628-nucleotide messenger RNA. Its product is annotated as filament-like plant protein. Bases 791 to 2614 code for a protein of 607 amino acids. The record is from RefSeq and is a predicted model, not a curated record. The transcript is spliced from 6 exons. NCBI's taxonomy places the organism in Eukaryota, Viridiplantae, Streptophyta, Magnoliopsida, Lamiales, Acanthaceae.